Messenger RNA from Daphnia magna, 1277 nucleotides. RefSeq lists its product as uncharacterized. Gene Ontology annotation, molecular function: nucleic acid binding. NCBI's taxonomy places the organism in Eukaryota, Metazoa, Arthropoda, Branchiopoda, Diplostraca, Daphniidae. The record is from RefSeq and is a predicted model, not a curated record. The transcript has a single exon. Gene Ontology annotation, biological process: DNA integration. The coding region runs from base 97 to 1245 and encodes 382 amino acids.
GCGGAGCUUCCCACCGAAGAAGCUCCCGAAGAAGAAGACGAUGGCGACCAACCGGAUCCGACACAACAAGUCAACAAAAAGCAACCCAAAAGUUACAUGUGCAUCUUUACUUGUGCCGUGACGAGAGCGAUUCAUCUGGAGUUAACCAAGGACAUGACGGCUCGCUCCUUUCUGUUAGCUUUCCGUCGAUUCUCCGCCAGAAGAGGCCCAGUGUCAGUGAUGUACAGUGACAACGCCCAAACAUUCCGCUGUGUGUCUCGAUAUCUUAAAAACAUUCGAUCCGACCCAUCCGUUCACGACCUCCUCGCCAUGAGAAGAACCAGCUGGAUCUUCUCUGUUAGCCUCGCUCCAUGGUGGGGCGGAUUUUGGGAGAGGAUGGUGAGGAUCACGAAAGAUCUUUUGAGACGAUCCAACGGGCGCGCAUGUCUCACGUACGACGAGCUGGAAGUGAGUUUAAUCGAAACGGAAAGUGUGAUUAACGCGAGACCGUUGAACUACAUUGGCGAAGGAGUGGACGAUCCGCUCCCGAUCACUCCGAAUCAGUUUCUCAACAAUCGUCGUUCAACUUGUGCUACGCCGGAGCCAGCAGUCAACCUAUUGGCUCCCGAUUCAACAAGUGAACUACUUAAGAAAAUGGAUCAGAACAGGCGUGACUACGUCAGCAACUUGUGCUCGCGGUUCGUCUCCGAUUACCUGAUGCAGCUGGAUAAUUUUCACGCAAAGGGAGCGUCGGGUAGAAAAAUCCGCGUCGGAGAAGUUGUCGUAAUCCACGACAAACUUUCCAAACGGCUCAUGUGGAAGACGGGAGUAGUCAAGGAAUUACUCCCCAGCUGCGACGGCUUAGUCCGAUCCGCGAUCGUCAAGUUCCCAUCCGGUAAUUUAUUAACCCGAGCCAUUCAAUGUUUGUAUCCCGUAGAACUUAGAGAAGAUCAACCGGAAGAUGUGGAGAUCGCAGACGGUGUAUUGAAUCCGGAGCCAGCUGAAACAACUGCUCCGCAAUUUCCAAAUCCACCCGAUCCGGCUCCAUUCCCAUUGCUUUCGAUCGAUCCAGCUGACGUCGAAGAAGAUGAUCAUGUGGCCAAUCCGGCCGCAACUGACGUCGGCGAGGUCGAGGCCCAAGGCAUGGGCUCUGGUGGGGAGUAUGUUGGAAACGAAAGACGUCCCCAACGGCCGACGAUGAGAUCCGGCCGAACAACCAGGAUUCCGGCCCAUUUACGGGAAUACGAUCUUCGGGGCCCCCGAUAGGUGGCCCCUUGUCACCCGCCCGACUGUACUGA